This is a messenger RNA of Colletotrichum destructivum, 1776 nucleotides long. RefSeq names its product Putative pre-mRNA polyadenylation factor Fip1 domain-containing protein. The record is from RefSeq and is a predicted model, not a curated record. Gene Ontology annotation, cellular component: mRNA cleavage and polyadenylation specificity factor complex. The coding region runs from base 169 to 1203 and encodes 344 amino acids. The transcript has 4 exons. Lineage: Eukaryota; Fungi; Ascomycota; Sordariomycetes; Glomerellales; Glomerellaceae.
GAACUGGAACCGCGGACAGAGCUUCGAGCUGCUGCACCUGUAUUCGUACCAGGACCCGCACUCUUGAAAGCGAACCAACUCGCAAAAGUUGCAUCACCAUCACCAUCACCACCACCACCACCACCUCCUCCUCCCCUAGACGACAUUGCCACACACACGUAGCCCACAAUGGAUAUCGACGAAGACGAUGACUUUUACGGCAACGAGGACCCCGCUGUCGAGACCUCAGCGACGGAUCCCGUAACCGAAGCUGCAGCGCCUGAAACCAAAUCCUCGCCCAAAGUAGAGUCCAAGACGGAAGAGCUGGAGGAGGGCGAGGAGGAGGACGAGGGCGGCGCCAUGGACGAAGACGAGGACGACUCAGAUAUCGAAAUCGUCACUGAGCGUAAGGACGGCACAAAGGCGGCACCGCCCACACAAUCACGCUACAGCGACAUCAGAAACAUCCCACAAAGGUCGGCUUCCAACGACAUGACGGUCAAAGCCGCCCCUCUGAAGAAAGAGGAGGGCUCCGUGGGAGCCUCGCCCUCCGACCUUCCUCUGGGUGUCCCCAGUGCCGACAAGGCUGCCGCUGCAGCUUCCAAGUCGACCAUCGACGUCAACGCGAACCCCGACUACCCCCCCGUCGGCAAGCCCAUAACCGCCGUCAACAUCGACGAGGAUCUGACCGAGAACGACAAGCCGUGGCGCAAACCCGGUACUGACAUCAGCGACUACUUCAACUACGGCUUCGACGAGUUCACUUGGGCUCUCUAUGCCGCCAAGCAGGAGGCCGUGCGCGGAGAGUUCAGCGGCGACGCCAUCGCCGCAGGUCAGAAGAAGAUGAUGGAGGACUUUGGCAUGAUGAUGAUGGGCGGCAUGAACCCCGCUGCCGCUGGCGCCCAGGGCGGAGGCAUGCCCGGAAUGGCGGGUGGUGGCAUGGACGGCAUGCCCCCUGAGAUGCAGGCCAUGAUGCAGCAGAUGAUGGGUCAGGGUAUGGACCCCAGCCAGAUGGACCCCUCCGCCAUGUCGGCCAUGUUCAGCGGCAUGCAAGGCCAGGCAGGCAACGCGGGCGGACAGGGCGGCCAGGGCCAGAACUUCAACCAGGGCUUCGGCGGAAACCAGGGCCAGUACGGCGGCUACGACCAGCAAGGCAUGGGCGGCGGCGGCGGCAACCGCGGCGGAUUCGGCGGUAGGGGCCGUGGCGGACGCCGUCAGUGGUGAGGCCACGACGGACUCUGCCCUCAUGUGUCUUAUCAAUGAUGCGCUGGUUAUGAUCCCAGCCCGGCCCGGCGUUUGGAGGAUUUCGGUGGUCAGGUCACAACGUGGUUUGCUUUUGUGGGUUUCCGGAUUUGGGCCAUAAAACUGGCACCAGCAGGCAUAGAGAUACCCUCACAGUUACUCUGGCGUUCGUUUCUCUCCGAGGACCGUGACCGUGUCUUGUCAUGGCCACAAAGAAUCAUGACCAAUCCGUGAUUGCAUAGUGGUAUCCGGGCACUGUUGCCCGACUGGUCAUUACACUGAUCGGCUCUACCGUGGACGAAGUCCUAAGCCUCCCAUCGUCAUGAGACAACCCCUCAAGUCUCUCGUCCCAGUAAUCUCUGAUGGUAGUGGCAGCUCACUGUUGUUCGGAUGCAAGUGUCCCGCUGGUGGAUAGAGUUUAGUCUCAGUAUUCUCAUUUAGGGUCAGCUUGUGUCAUGAUGAGCCUGGAGCUUGCCUGAAUGCCAUCUGCUUACAAGUUUAACUGUUUGUAUAAAGAUUGGAGUAAUUAGAAACCAGGUUAUAUCACUACUGUAC